GGUUGUAACUUCUUCCACCAAAUCCAACCCUAAACUCUCACUCUCCUCUCCCUUUUUUCUCUCUCUCUCGUUUGUCUUACACUUUCUGCAUUCUUCGACUGGAGUAUUUCGAACACCCUUGUUCUCCUUGCUCCAAUGGAGAUGGUUCGGUAUAGUACUGAUUUGGCUUCUCUAGAGAAGAUGAUGGUCUGCUCCGUUCCAAAGGCUGUCGCCAUCGAGGCUCUGUUAACUGUUCAGAGCUCUCUUGCUUUCCUACUUACAAUGGCAUUUCAGACAGAAUCUCUAUUCAACAAAGCAAUAGCCUUACCAAAACUUACUGAGAACGAGAGGUUUCCCCUAGAAGAGCUUAACAAGAGACAACAACAACCCGAUUUAGAAAACAAAGAUGCUGAUGAUUCUGAGAAUGAUGAUGAGGAUGGUGAUGAAGAUGGCGAUGAUGCAAGCGACGAAGAUUUCUCUGGGGAAGAAGAAGGGGGAGAAGAUGAAGGCGAAGAAGAGGAAAAAGGUAAAACUCCCGAGGCUAAUGGAAAUGGGGUUAGUGAUGACGAUGAGGAUGAAGACGAUGAGGAUGGAGAGGAUGAUGAAGACGAUGAGGAUGGAGAUGAAGAAGAUGAGGAUGAAGAAGACGAGGAUGAUGAGGACCAACCGCCUGCCAAGAAGAGGAAGUGAGUGAUCUCUCUUCACAGUAACAAAGGGGUAAGAUUGUCUAUCACCAUCAUCAUAUAGAGUUAGGAACAUUAAUUAGAUUGUGUUCUUCAGAUUGAACUACCUUAUUUCUCCUCUAUCUAUCAACUUCAAGCUUGUCUAUUUAGUUAUUUAUGAUUUUGUUGAAGAUUUUUGGACAACCAGAUCUUAAUUUUAGCUUUUCGGUUCUAUU
This is a messenger RNA of Impatiens glandulifera, 877 nucleotides long. Its product is annotated as acidic leucine-rich nuclear phosphoprotein 32 family member B-like. The record is from RefSeq and is a predicted model, not a curated record. The transcript is spliced from 3 exons. NCBI's taxonomy places the organism in Eukaryota, Viridiplantae, Streptophyta, Magnoliopsida, Ericales, Balsaminaceae. Bases 136 to 669 code for a protein of 177 amino acids.